Messenger RNA from Peromyscus californicus insignis, 2520 nucleotides. RefSeq lists its product as uncharacterized. The transcript is spliced from 13 exons. Bases 1 to 2520 code for a protein of 839 amino acids. Gene Ontology annotation, molecular function: double-stranded DNA binding. Gene Ontology annotation, biological process: cellular response to interferon-beta; activation of innate immune response. The record is from RefSeq and is a predicted model, not a curated record. NCBI's taxonomy places the organism in Eukaryota, Metazoa, Chordata, Mammalia, Rodentia, Cricetidae.
AUGAGUGAAUACAAGACAAUUGUUCUUCUAAAAGGAUUAGAGGGUCUGAAUGACUACCAGUUUAGGACAAUCAAGUCCUUACUAAGAAAAAAACUAAAUCUAACUGAAGAGAUGCAAGAGAAUUAUGACAGAAUUCAGAUGGCUGACCUGAUGGAGAAAAAAAUCCCAAAAGAUGCUGGACUGGACCUGCUGAUAAAUUUGUGUGAAAGCAUGAAUGAUCUUGAAGACCUUGCUAAAAAACUUAAAACAGAGAAGGCAAAAGUUAAGAAGGAAAAGAAACGAAAAAACAGAACUAUAGUGAAAAAAGGAAAGCAAGAAGAACCCAGUAGUUCCCAAUCUCUUUCCACCGAUAAUGAAUCAGACAUGAGCAAACCCUCUGCACAGAAAAAGAGAAAACAAACCACAAAAACUGAAGGUGGCAAGAAAAUGAAGCUUACCCAGGAGCAGACUCAGCUUCUAGCGCCUUCAGGAAGCAACCCACAAAAAGAUGAAUGUUGUCUCCAGACUCCUCAUAAGCCUCCCCCAACACCAUCCAGCAGUUCCUCAAACAAGACACCAAAGAAAGGAAACUUACCAAAGGAGCCUUCUAUGGUAGAAGGUCACCAUCAAGAUCCCAUACAAGUGAUGGUGUUGAAAGUAACAGAACCAUUUACUUAUGAUUUGAUUGAUGGAAAAAGGAUGUUCCAUGCCACAGUGGCUACUGAGACUGAAUUCUUCAGAGUGAAGGUUUUUGACACAACCCUAAAGAACAAGUUCAUCCCAAAAAAGAUCAUUGCCGUAUCAGAUUAUUUUGGCGUCAGUGGAUUUCUGGAGAUAUAUAGAGCUUCCUGUGUGUCUGAUGACAAUGCUAACCAAACACUGGUUAUCCCAAAUACACUGAGGAGAAGAGCCAAUGGAACUCCUAAAAUUAAGGAUCUUUUCUCUCAAACAAAAGGAACAUAUGUGAAUGGAGAGUUUGUGGUAACUACGAAAAAUGAAAGGGGUGACUUCAUUUACUAUGGGAUUGAAGAUGAUACUGGGAAAAUGGAAGUGGUGGUCUCUGGACGACUGACCAGUAUCAACUGUGAGCCAGGCAAUAAACUUCGUCUUUUCAGCUUUGAAUUGACCUCAAGAGAAGAUACAUGGCAGCUGAAGUCAGUGAAGCACAGUUACAUGCAGGUGUUAUCAAUGCCAGAAGGAGAGGCACUCAAUCCUGAUUCAGUUAUGAAAACCUCUGUAGAACCAUACUUAAAGAAGAGAGUAACAGUGCGGAAUCUACCUACAUACAGUAGGCUGGAUCUAUCCUCUACUUUGUAUGACAAUAUUCCUGGGGAGGUGGAAACAAAUGUCUACUCACCCCAGGCCAAAGUUCAGGUACAACUGAAGUCCAAUUUGAGAUUAAUGAACUAUUGUGAGAAUUUACAAGAUAAUACAGAAGGCAGUGCGGAUGACGGAGGCCUUGCUUGGAAAUUUAAGAGGGAAGGAUCGUCCAUAAUUGUAGAGAUAAUGAGUGAAUACAAGACAAUUGUUCUUCAACAAGGAUUAGAGGACGUGGCUGUGGAUGACUACCAGUUUAGGAAAAUCAAGUCCUUACUAAGAAAAGAACUAAAGCUAACAAAAAAGAUGCAAGAUGAUUAUGACAGAAUUCAGAUAGCUGACCUGAUGGAGGACACAUUCCCAAAAGAUGCUGGACUGGACGUGUUCAUAAAUGUGUGUGAAAGCAUUGAAGAACUUGAAGACCUUGCUGAAAGGCUUAGAACAGAGAGAGCAAAAGUGAAAAGAAGAAAGCAAGAAGAACCCAGUAGUUCCCGAUCUCUUUCCACCGACAAUGAAUCAGACAAGAGCGAACCCUCUGCACAGACACUGAAGUGGGGAAAUGUACCAAAGGAGCCUUCUAAAGUAAUAGGUCACCAUCAAAAUCCCAAAGAAGUGAUGGUGUUGAAAGUAACAGAACCAUUUACUUAUGAUUUGAUCAAUAACAAAAGGAUGUUCCAUGCCACGGUGGCUACUGAGACUGAAUUCUUCAGAGUGAAGGUUUUUGACACAGCCCUAAAGAACAAGUUCAUCCCACAAAAUAUCAUUGCCAUAUCAGAUUAUUUUGGCAUCAGUGGAUUUCUGGAGAUAUAUGGAGCUUCCUGUGUGUCUGAUGUGAAUGUUAAGCGAACAAUGAUUAUCUCAAAUACACUGAGGAGAAGAGCCAAUGGAACUCCUAAAAUUAAGGAUCUUUUCUCUCAAAUAAAAGGAACAUACGUGAAUGGAGAGUUUGUGGUAACUAAGAAAAAUGAGAGGAAUGACUUCAUUUACUAUGGAAUUGAAGACAAUACUGGGAAAAUGGAAGUGGUGGUCUCUGGACGACUGACAAGUAUCAAAUGUGAGCCAGGCAAUAAAGUUCAACUCAUCUGCUUUCAAUUGACCUCAAGAGAAGAUACUUGGCAGCUGAAGUCUGUAAAGCACAGUUACAUGCAGGUGUCAUCAAUGCCAGAAGGAAGGUCAUUCAACCCUGAUUCAGUUAUGAAUACCUCUCUAGAACCAUACUUCUGA